AUGAAAUUCCUGCUCGCCUUGAUCGCGAUAUGGGUUCGCCCACUGGCCGUGUCUGCGCAGUCCAGCUGCAGAUGUGUACGUGUCCCAACCGUCCCCGUCUGCAAGUCACCAGCUGAUCAGGAGCAGACGCCAGCGAGCACCUGCUGGAGCGAGCUUGAUUGGGCUGCCCUGAAUGCAACGGUGUCAGGCAAGCUCAUUCGCAACACCCCGCCCGCGGCCUCAUGCUACCCUGGUCCGGAGUAUAACAAGGAUGACUGCGCCCGUGUGGGCUUGCAAUGGUCCAACACCACCUUCCAGUCCGAGCAGCCCGUCGGAUAUUGUUACCCCAUUGAUAACAAUUGCCCUAUUACAAAUGUGACGGGGCGGGCAAAAUGUGUCUUGGGCCCGUCGCCUGUGUACUCCAUCAAUGCCACCGAGCCUGAGGAACUGGUUGCUGGCAUAGCGUUUGCGCGAGAGAACGAUGUGCGUCUGGUCAUUCGAAAUACUGGCCAUGACCUGCUUGGGAAGUCUGCCGGAUAUGGAUCACUGCAGAUAUGGGUGAGGUAUCUGCGCAAAGGUAUUGAGUAUCAAGGUAGUUUCAAGCCAUCCAGAUCCUGUCCGCUGAGCGACUGGACGGGAUCUGCGUUCACUGUCGCUGGUGGCUAUGUUUGGGACGAGCUCUACCAAGAAGCAUUUGCUCGCAACCUCAUAGUCGUCGGUGGCGGAGACCCGACAGUCAGCGUCAUUGGCGGCUACAUCCAAGGAGGCGGCCACUCUCCCGCGACGCACGAUUUCGGCUUAGCCAGUGAUCAGGUCCUGGAGGCAACGGUCAUCCUCGCCGAUGGAUCUAUCGUUGUCGCCAGUCCGUGCACCAACCCUGACCUCUUCACUGCCCUUCGGGGCGGAGGUGGAGGCACCUACGGUGUGGUCAUCUCUAUUACCAUCAAGGCCUUUCCUUCGAAGCCGGUUGUAGCGCACUCGUUGGUCAUAGUACCCGAGUCGACCGCUGACCUGGAGCCCAUGCUUGAUGCUAUCGCUGACAUGUAUGCCUCGUAUCCUGCUCUCUCCGAUGCUGGCUUUUCAGGCUACGGCUCAUGGUCCCUCAAUGACCCGAUGACCACGUACGGGAAUUCAACCGCCGGCUAUCAACAUGCCUUUGCUGCGCUCGACAAGUCGCUUCCAGAUGCCAAGGCAGACUUGCAGCCCCUUUUCGAUAGAUUAAUGGCGUACGACUCCCUCAACAUCUCCUUGCGAUGGUUCCAGUUCCCUACAUAUGCAGCGUACUACCGCGCCAUGUCCGGGGUUCACCAAGAGACCGGAGUCGCGGAGUCUGCCCUUGCGUCUCGGAUGUUUGACAAGGGCGCUUUGACUUCGAACCAUGGGCAACUCAGGGGAAUGAUCGAGACCGUGGCGGGAAGUCCGAUAGAGGCCACCACGAACCAGGUCCUUCUAGUCGGGGGAGGCAAGGUCCUCAAUGACCCAGGAUACAGCGGUGCCAACCCGGCCUGGCGAAAGACGUACCUUGUCCACAUUGUCGCCCGGGGUUGGCUCGAGGAGCUCGGCCCAGAGUUCGCUGCAGCAGUCAAGACGGAUAUCACCUACAACAAAUACAACGCCAUGCGAACAUGGACGCCGUCGAUGGGUGGAUAUCUGAAUGAGGCGGACCGGAAUAACCCUUGGUGGAGAGAGGAUCUGUAUGGCGCAGACAAUUAUGAACGACUGCUCCGAAUCAAGAACAAGUACGAUCCAGAUGGGAUCUUCUACUGCCCACAGUGUGUGGGAAGCUCGAAUUGGUACCAGCAAAUGUUGCCGGAGGAGGAAUACGGGCCUCUUUGUGCGAGAUAG
This is a messenger RNA of Aspergillus mulundensis, 1824 nucleotides long. RefSeq names its product isoamyl alcohol oxidase. Bases 1 to 1824 code for a protein of 607 amino acids. Lineage: Eukaryota; Fungi; Ascomycota; Eurotiomycetes; Eurotiales; Aspergillaceae. The transcript has 4 exons. Gene Ontology annotation, molecular function: oxidoreductase activity; FAD binding. The record is from RefSeq and is a predicted model, not a curated record.